AUGGCCGCUAACACCGACCACCUUGAGCACACUAAUAUUUACAGUCGCGAUCUUGAUGAUAGCGAAGAAAGCGAUGGGGAGGGAGGUCUAGGCAACUUGAACCGCCUGAUCGUGAGGCCCCCGGGGCACAGCGGCAAGGCCAAGCGUGGCCAGCUGUGUUUCGACGCGGCCUUCGAGUGCGGAAACCUCGGACGUGCGGACCACAUCACCGAGCUGGAGUACGACCUCUACAUCCGCCCCGAUACUUGUCGCCCGCGGUCGAGGUUCUGGUACAACUUCACCGUAGAAAAUGUUAAACAGGAUCAGCGGGUGAUAUUCAACAUAGUGAAUUUAGGCAAAGAACGCACUUUAUACGACGGAGACAUGACGCCGCUAGUUAGAUCGACGUCGCGACACAAGUGGCAACGCAUCCCCCGUCGCCUCAUCUUCUACCACCGCUCCGCGGCCCAUCGCGGACGCAAAGUUCUCAGCCUGGCCUUCGCCUUCGACCGGGAGGAAGAUGUGUACCAGUUUGCGGCAGCCGCGCCCUACUCCUUCUCUCGGCUUCAGAAGUACCUCACUGCUUGGGAGAAGAAGGCGCAAGCGUUUGCCACUAGAGAGUCUAUAGCUCAGACCACGCAAAAACGGCGAGUAGACCUAAUUACAAUCGGAGACUUCACCGUUGAGAAAGAGGUGAUGGAUGACGUCACGCCUAUCACCAAGUCCAAGGUGCCGGAGCCGAAGAAGCGUGUCGUGCUGAUCAUAGCGAGAGCCCACGGGGGUGAACACCCAGCUUCGUAUAUUUGUCAAGGUUUUCUCGAUUACAUAGUUAGUUCGUCUGAGAAAGCACGCGCUUUACGGAAUGGAAUUGCAAUACAGGAUAAGAAAGUAGUAAUAAACCAGGCAGGUCUGUGUCAGGUGGUGCCGAUGUUGAACCCGGACGGGGUGUUCCUGGGCAACCAGCGGUCCGACCUGCUGGGCUCCGACCUCAACCGCUGUUGGCACCGCGCCACCAGCUACGCGCACCCGGCCCUCAUCGCCGUCAAUGACGUCGUCAAGAAACUACGGGCUGAGAAGGCAAUCCAGUUGGAUUUCAUCAUCGACAUUCACGCGGACAACAGCCAUGAAGGUGUCUUCAUUCGAGGAAACUCCUAUGAUGAUAUAUUCAGGUUCGAGCGUCACGCAGUUCUCCCGAAGUUCCUGGCAGCGCGCGUAGAAGCGUGGCAGCCACAGAACUGCCUGUACAACGCCGACAUCAAGGCGCUGGGGUCGGCGCGCCGCUCCUUGCCUUUCGGGACAGUCGACGCAUACACCUUGCUUGCUUCAUUGGGUGGCCGCAGGCUCAACCCAAGAGGACCCUACUUGCAUUAUACUGAGGAUGCGUAUUUAAAGAUAGGUAGAUCCCUAGUGAAGGCGCUGUGCGAUUACUACCGCCACAUCGGCGUGAUUCCCCAGCGGGUGCCAGUUGCCAAGAAGGAGCCCCGCGGCAGGCGACGUCGACGGAAGCCUGUCUACGAACGGGAGGGGUCUCCGAGCUCGUCGACGCCGGAGCGGCGCGUGCUGGCGACGCGCGUGCUGUCCCCGGAGCUGCCGCCCGCAUCGCCGCCCGCCAUGCGGGGCCCGCCGGGCCGCGCGCCGCGACACGCCCUGCUGCGCGUGCGCCCGCGCCCCGUCGUCGUGCCAGAACUCUUACAUGUACUACCUGUCAUUACAGGGCACGCGGUGCAGACGCCGCGGCUGGCGGUGGUAGACCUGAGCGCCCACAUCCAGCCGCCGCGGGCCGCGCACGGGCCCCCGCGCCCCGCGCGCCCGCCGCGGCCCUCGCACCCGCGCCUCACCAGCGACGAGUACACGGACACGCAAGACUCCGACAUAUAG
Molecule: messenger RNA, 1857 nt
Organism: Pectinophora gossypiella (pink bollworm)
Lineage: Eukaryota; Metazoa; Arthropoda; Insecta; Lepidoptera; Gelechiidae
Product: cytosolic carboxypeptidase 6-like
Exons: 12
Coding region: 1-1857 (618 amino acids)
Biological process (GO): proteolysis
Molecular function (GO): metallocarboxypeptidase activity; zinc ion binding
Source: RefSeq, a predicted model, not a curated record